CCCUUUACAGUAGGAGCCCAAUAUGGCAGCAGCGGCGGCGGGUGGAGGGGUCGUCGCGCUCGGGGCUCUCCGCGCCUAGGGUCGCCGCCGCCCGCUCCGCCAUCCCCCUCCCCGCGCCCUUCUCCGCCUCCCCUCCCGGGCGGACGGACCCCCCCCCCAGGGUACCUCGGAGUCAGCUGCGCCCCGCCGCGUCCGACAUGAGGGAGAAGGGCCGCAGGAAGAAGGGCAGGACCUGGGCAGAGGCCGCCCGGACGGUCCUGGAGAAAUACCCUAAUACACCUAUGAGCCAUAAAGAGAUACUUCAAGUUAUCCAGAAAGAAGGACUUAAAGAAAUCAGAAGUGGGACUUCUCCUCUUGCAUGCCUGAAUGCUAUGUUACAUACAAACUCCCGAGGGGAAGAGGGCAUUUUCUAUAAGGUCCCGGGGCGCAUGGGAGUGUACACUCUGAAGAAGGACGUUCCGGACGGGUUGAAGGAGCUCUCCGAUGGCUCGGAGGAGAGCAGCGAUGCCCAGUCCGACUCUCAGAGCUCCGAGAACAGCACCAGCAGCAGCAGCAGCAGCGACGGGUGCGGUAACAAAGAUGGGAAGAAAAGCAGAUGGAAAAGGAAAGUGUCGUCUAGACUGUCACAGACAUCCUCUCCUCAGUCAGGCUGCCCAUCACCUUCCAUCCAGACAGGCAAAGUCAUCUCCUCAUCCCAGAAGCACAGCAAGAAGGCACUCAAACAGGCCUUGAAACAGCAGCAACAAAAGCAACAGCAGCAGCAAUGCAGAGCAGGCAUGCCCGUGUCGUCUAAUCAGCACGUCCUUCUGAAGGCCGUCAAGGCAGCCAGUGACUCCACACCUGCAAAAUCUGCUUGGGAAGGAAAGCAGUCAGAUGGACAGUCGAGCAGCCCUCAGAACUCCACCUCCAGUUCCUCUCCCUCUGUUAAGCUUGAUAACUCCUUGCCAGGGUUGGGGAAGAAACCAUUCCAGAGAUCUGACAGGCUCCAUGCAAGGCAGCUGAAGAGAACAAAGUGUGCUGAAAUCGAUGUGGAAACUCCCGACUCCAUCCUCGUGAACACAAACCUGCGGGCGCUGAUCAACAAGCAUACGUUCUCUGUUCUGCCCACGGAAUGCCAGCAGCGCCUGCUGCUGCUGCUGCCGGAGGUGGACAGGCAGGUUGGGGCAGAUGGUUUGAUGAAGCUGAGUGGCUCCGCACUCAACAACGAGUUCUUCACGUCCGCUGCCCAAGGCUGGAAGGAGAGGUUGUCAGAAGGUGAGUUUACGCCAGAGAUGCAGCUAAGAAUACGGCAAGAAAUAGAAAAGGAAAAGAAGGUCGAGCUGUGGAAGGAACAUUUUUUUGAGAGCUACUAUGGUCAGAGUUCUGGACUAAGUCCUGAAGAGUCCGAGAGACUGACAGCAAACACCAGCCCUGCCGAGCCAGAGACUGAAACCCCAGCGGCCGAACAGCCAAAACGCGUGGCAGCCGCUGUGGCACCACUCAAAGAGGAGGCUGCUCCUCCGUUAGAGUCGAAAGCACAAGCAGUCCAGGAAGCACCAGCGAUGAAAAAAGGCGGAGAAGAAAGAAGAGAGGACACGCAGCCCAAACCAGGCAAACCUGCGGAGGCCUCGGCUUCCCCGGGUGGGUGUGCAGUGAAACCGAGCGACCGUCCCCUCCCCACCAAAGAGAGAGUCCGAGGGGAGCCCGUUCCAGAGAAACCACAGACUGCUGUUAGUCAAAAGCCCGAAGAAGAGAGAAGGCACGCGGCAUCGAAGGAGGCGCUGGUGAAAGAGCCUGUGGGUACCUCAGUGUUGGCCCCGAGUAAACCAAAGAGCCCCGGAGCAGCUGAAGCGGUAGCAAACGUGAAAAGUCCAGCGAUGACUCCAGAAACGCCGGAAAAGAAAUCGCCUGCGAACGAAGAAAUGGAAGUCAGUGUAGAAGCCCCUAAGAGGAAGUCGGAGAGUCGUGAGGCAGCUCUGACCACUCCUGAAAAGAAGGCGCGCAUCAUGGAGAACUGCCAGCACCAGCAGGCGUUUCGGAGCCAGCCCCAGUCCUUUCCCGCAGCGGGGACCCCGGUGCCACGGGUGCCCCCACUCAAGAUUCCCGUUUCCAGAAUCUCCCCAAUGCCAUUUCCUGCGGGCCAGGUCUCUCCCAGGGCACGUUUCCCAAUCUCACUCGCCAGUCCGGGAAGAACAGGGGCCAGAACUUUGGCAGACAUCAAAGCCAAAGCCCAGCAAGCCAAGGCUCAGAGGGCAGCGGCCGCCGCCGCCGCCGCCGCUGCCGCCGCCGCCGCCUCGACGGGGGGGGCUGUCCCCGGGCCUGGCCCCGGCGGUGGCGGGGCCCCCCCGGGCGGGGGGGGAGAGAAGAGUAACGCAGCCACGAGCGGAACCAACGGAACUGGAAUUCGAGGAACUGCACUGGAACUGGCAGGAACUGGAAGCGGGGGAAGUUCGAGAAGGUUUCUUCCCCAUUGUCCAGGGACCCAUACCCAAAUGGAGACCCAGGCCCCGGCCCAGGCACCACCUCACAAUCCUCCUAGAGCACAACUACAGCAAACUUCCCCACCGCGGCCCGGAACUCCCGCCGGCGAUCCAGGCGCCGGCUCCUCCUCAUCAGCGCUAUCGGCAUUAGAGAAAACGGGCCGAAUAAAGCAGAGCCCCCCCCAUACGACUGUAAAUCAGGUUUCAGGCUCCCCGUGUGCUGGUGGCAGUGACAAACAAGAGGAAGCACCUUCUGCUCUGGCAGGUCCCGGCCAGGCCUGUGGGGCAUCAGCCGUCAGGGAUGGAACAGUCUGUGCCGCGGUGUCCGCAGCAGACAGCAACACGGGCGUAGCUAAGGGAGCACCCGCGGCCUUAGGAGGGACCAGCCUGGACGCUUCUAAAAGCCAAACUCCUUCCCCUCCGACGGCUUCACCAACACCCGCGAGCUCGGAAGCCCAGGCUGGAGGAGUGGUCGCACCUGCGACGUCUGUCCCACCCUCCGACGCCUCCUCGGUAGCGCCAAGCCUUAAAACUCAGGCAAGCUCAAGCGGGGCCCUCCCAAAGCCAAGCUCCAGUAUUCCUGCCAACAACCCUUUGGUCACCCAACUUCUUCAAGGCAAGGAUGUCCCUCUGGAGCAAAUCCUGCCGAAGCCUCUCACCAAAGCAGAGAUGAAAACUGUCCCGUUGGCUUCUCAUGAAGAAAAAGGGGCGGCGGCAGCCUCCAGCGCUACGAGCGUAGCAGGGAACGGCGCUGGAGCCGAGGGUGGGGAAAGACAAUCGAGUUUACCCCCACAACAGCUUGGGAAGAUCUUUUGCCAGAACAGGCCUCUGCCUCACAUUCCAAGGACCUUUCCGCUCCCCUCGGGAAAGGACCCCAGCCUUGAGCAGCACCCGGGCCAUGAGGCGCUCAGCAAAACAACCCAAGAGCAGAUCCUUCAGACUCUUAUCAAGAGGGUCCAGAGGCAGAAUUUGUUGCCGGUCCUUCAGCCUUCACAACUGAACCUCACUCACUCAGGUUUCCAGUUAGAGAACAGCUCCACCAGCCAGAGAUUUAUGCUGGGUUUCAUGGGCAGAAGGACAUCCAAGCCUGCUAUGUCUGGUCAUUACCUGCUCAACAUUUCCACCUACGGUCGUGGUUCCGAGAGUUUGAGGAGAGGCUUCUCCCUGAACCCUGAAAACCGCUUGUGUCUGAACAGUCCUGCUGAUGCUCCAAAACCAGAGUUUGGGGAACGCGAGGAGAUAGCUGGCCAUGGCAGCAGCAGCGACGAAGGAGAUGCAGACGAUGAGAGUACCGGUGAUGAGCGUGAACAUAUCGGUGUGAAAGAGGAGCCCCAGGCUUCACAGGUUUCUGGUCAGUGUGAAAAAGAGCAGGUAUCCCAUAGCAUGAAUUCCUCGGAUUACAACAGCCUUGCUAAAAAGGGUGUAAAGACCGAAGCAGCCGUGUCUCAGCAAGCAGCCGUCACCAGGGAGAACAUUCAGGCGUUUGAUGGAACUACAUUAGCACGAGAUUUUAUUCAGGCCGCUCAAGAGCAGAUGGCACACGCAAUGAGGGGGAAGGUGCACAGCAACCCGGAGCUUUUCGGUACCUCCGUGCCGUCCUCGGACUCUGCGCAGCAGCAGCCUCCGCUGCUCUCUCCCGCGCACCCUCCGAAGCUGGCUGGAAGCGCUGCGGCACAGCUCCUGGGGCCCAGUUACAGCGGCACAAUAAACGUCUCCACCUCCCCGGACGUGAACCAAGGGUCCCUCAUGACUGGGCUCUCUGAGUGCAAUCAGUUGUCCAGUAGCAUGGGGAACGUCAUGUCCUUUUCUGUGACUGUAACCACCAUUCCCACCAGCCAAGCUAUGAACUCUGGCAACCACAGCCAGACCAUCCCCGUUCAAGCCUUCGCUGAGGACACCGGCAUGGAGGAUUCCCCUUCCAAAUGUUACUGCAGGUUGAAAGCCAUGAUCAUGUGCAAGGGCUGCGGUGCCUUCUGCCAUGACGAUUGCAUUGGCCCCUCUAAGCUCUGUGUCUCCUGCCUCGUUGUGCGGUAACCGGCGUGGGAGGUGGGGAAGAGGAUGGCUGGACGGUGGCUUUGCUUUCGGAAGCGCGUUGGGAGGAAACAGGAAAUUUACUGCCUUGCACAAGAGACACGUUACUGAAUCAGGAAUACAGAGUAGAGUUCUUCUUUCAUUAAAGAAAGAGCACCUUCUUGUACAGUGAGUCGAAAUUGAGCUCAACUACGUGAAUUGUGACAAGAGUUUGCACUUAAGGAAUUAUGUAAAUAUGUCACAUUAUUUUGUUUAAAAAUAUUUUUUCAAUCUUUUAGGAGUUAGUGUUUGACUUGUACUGCAGUUUCAUUAACCCCAGCCUGCUAUCCAGCAUGUUUGCUGAGCUCUGCUCUAGAUGGGGGAACGAACCCCCAGCAAAACUUCAGCCUGUUGUUGGUCUUCUCUGGACAAAGAGAAGAACUUGGAUAAUCAAGAAACGAAACGUUUGUGCUGACUGAUCAGAGAGCGCCGAAGCAGGAAUCCCUGAAUCGGCUCACCUUGUUGCUCUAAAUUUUAGUUCAAAUUUUUCAGAAUUGGAAGGUGGUAACCUCGCAGCAGCCUUUCAAGUAAUUGCCUUUCCCUUGUGACCAGGCUGCUUCCAGAAGGCAUACUGGGUUGUGCAAUAUUGGCUGGUGUUUUUGAGUUGCAUAUCCUCUCCUCUUCAAGGAGUCGGGUGCAGUAACCUUGGCUGAAGGAAGGUAGUGUCUUGAUUUGCUACUGGUAAAUGCUGAAAAAGGCAACUGUACUAACAAUACAAUCCAAGAAUUGAAAUCACUAAAACAGCUCAGUAACCGAUGAUCGGUAAUCCCAGGAACCAUUUAAAGCAGAGAUCCCAAAUCUGUGCUGAACUGCGUUCCAGUUCUGGACUGUCGGGACUCGGCAGACACCUGCUUCCUCGGGCGUUUCGAGGGAGCUGGGGAGCGCCACCCCGAGUCGCGAACCGUCAGCUCUUACGGCACACGAUGCAAGUGAAGUGCACUAAGCGUCACCCUCGGUCCUGCUGUUCUCUAGGAAGCUUACUGUGCUCAGUCGAACCUCCACGAGAGCCAGACGUCUCGAAUUGCUAGAGAAGAUUUUAUAUUUAGCUAAGUGUAGGGAAAGGAAAGUAAGUGUCUUGUUGGGCCUCGCCGUGAGCCUGCCGUGGGUGUCUCGUCGUGUUUCAGAAUCCCAAAUCAGGCCUGACUCAGCUUGGAUUUUGUUCAGUUGAGGUCCGGGGUUGCGUUGGGGCGGGGGGGCCGGGAAGGGGGCUGCGCCGCACCCCCCGUCCCCGCUCGUGGGACACCGCUAGGGACGCUCACCCUCGCUUCGGGUGUUCACGGAUUCGCUCGCUUUGAUGAGUCGGAAUUAAAGCAGUUACCCAAUGGUUCUCUGUUCUCAGCGCGGCUCGGUGGCAGGCUGGCUAAGGAAGCACGCGCCAGUCUGCGUUUUGAUGUGUCGCAGCGCGUCGGCAUCACGCCCAGGGUCUGUUUGUUCUUUCUCUUCCGAAACGAGGACUGUCAGGUUCGCUAACCGCGUCCAGUCCCACGUUGUUGCCGUUCGGGGCGGGGGGGGCCAUACUGCAUCUUGGUCAGGUCACAGAUCUAUGUAUCUUUUUGAUGGAAAAGCACUGAAUUCACUUUUAAUCCAAAGGCCUUUUUAAGCUGAAGCAAUAUAAACACAAUAGGUGGGACAGCUGUUUUGUGAGCUGGGGUCCUCAGCCUUUCUUUCUUCUCUCAGUUUGACUCUACUGCUGCUUUCCCCUCUCCCUCGCCUGGGACUGGCACGCUGUUGGUAGAGAGCAGAAAUAAUUGCCUGUGAAGCAGUGGGGUUUUUUUUCCACGGAGCAGGUGGAUUUCUUUGGUAAGCAUAAAGAGAGUUGCAGACUUAAUCACGUCAUGGCAGCAAUGUUUCCUUCCCUGCCCAGCAGAGCACGGCGUCCUCCCCAGCAGGGUUACCGCGCGUGCAUGAGCAGAAGCUGUAGCGUAUCUCGGUCUCCGUUUUGCUCAUCUUAAAUUUACUGGGGAGCAGUGACCCCCCUGCUUUCUGAUUACACAUCCCUGCUCAGACAUCCGGUGGCGAAGAGGAUUUAAGUGUAAGAAAUAAAGUCAAAUAAAGUCCUUUUUUUUUUUUUUGUAUUCUAAAACGGAAAUCUCAAAAAACAAAAAAUAACCAACCCAAACCCCACCCUACACAAAAAUUGCUCCGUUUUUCUGUCACGCUGCCCACGCGUUGGCGGCGGUUACAGCCCAAGAUCCCCCCCCCCCCCGGGUCUGUGCGUUCCCGGGGGCGGCUGCGUGUGGGGCAGGCGGGGGGGUGGCUUCUCCCCUCGCAUCCCCAGGCGCUGCCCCGGGGAGAAUCUCAAUUCCUGGCUUGCCUGGGAUGUCAGCACCGAGCCGGAGAGCAGCCCCGCGCUGCCUGCUUCCGCCCCCUCUGCUGUAAGAGGGACUUCUGCCAUUUUGCUAGAGCUUAGGAUGCGGUGUCAAAUGCUUUCAAGCUGCGUGCCCUGGGGAGUCGCGUACCGAGGGCAGGGUCUGUCCGUUCCUUAUUAACUCGAGCCUUGUCUAGACAUGAAAGGAGUCAGAGCAGUGUAAUCCUCAGACAGACACAUCCAUUCCUUUCUUAAGACGGAUCCCCCAGCAUAAUCCGAUUUAAAGAUCGUCGCUAGUUGCAAACUAAACUGAAAAAGUCAUUCUUGCCUCAAACACGAGCGAAGAGGUUUUGCUGGCCUAAUUGGAUCAACUGCUCAUACCUUGACUUUUAUCAGUGUCGUUUUCCUGGGCUGACGGGGCGGCUCCCGAGGGGGAGGGAGCACCCGAGGAGGGGGGGCUGCGAUGUGCCGCCUGGCUCCGAGGGCCGCCGGGCUUUCCAGCCUGCGGCAGCGGCCGCUGGGGGAGGUUGUUUGGCCGCUCCUCUCGGCAGCUCCCGAAGCCGCCGCUCACGGCCGGGGUCCCGCUUCGCAGCCCGUGGGGCCCGUGGGGCCCGUGGGGCCCGUGGGCUGGCCCGGACGGUGCCCACGAAGGUCUCGGUGGCCCCAGCCUGGCGGGGGGGACAGCGCUGGCGUCUUGCGCGAUGACUUGGAAGUUUACAACUCUCUUCAGUGCCUUAGUUCCAUUUUAACGGCUCAGCACUUUUCUUGGGCUACUUCUGUUUCUUUUUAAGAAAAGAAAUUCUUUUAACUGCAUGUCUUUGAUUUUAACAUACGCUAUGAGCUACUAGGCGCAGCUUGGUGGAACAGUCUCCCCAGGUUCGCAAGAGGGCAUUAAGUAGUUAGGAAAUCAUUAGGAAUAAUGGGACUCGGUGUAAUAAUCACUGUAAGUACAGGUCACAUAAAACCUUGAGAGCUUUGCGUGUGUUGCAGUGCCGGUUAUCGGAGAAGGUAUUUUAGAAGGGGGAAAUCUGCAGCCUGUACGGGAGCAUGGGAUCCACCUGCUGCUGCCGCGGCUCCUCCCAGCACCCGCCACCUCCCCACCCUCUGACCUUCCCGCUGCUCCUUCCAGCAAGGUAAUAAACCUGCCUUCACGCUGGAUUUGCAAAUAAAAGGGAUAUUGUGACGUAGUUUAGCAUAUUAGACUUUGGCUCCCCAGGUAUGUAUUUAAUAGCACUACACUAAAUGCUGUCAUAAUAAAAUCUGAGAUAAAAUGGUUUCAAAGCCUAAUGUCAAACUAUGUUUGUGGCUGUAAAAGCGAGUUGAGUAAGAAAAGACACUCAGAUGUGAAUUCCCCCUUUUGGGCCACAUGCAAGUCCUGCAGCACAAGAACCAGAAGUACAGGCUGCUCGGUGGAAUGUCACCCUCCAGCGCGGCCCUGCCCCUGCGCAGGUUGUCGCAGUGGAGGAGCGAACGCAGCUCUGAAGGCCAGUUCAGGUUCCGAGUGAGAUUGGAAGCGCAGGGAGGGAAUUUUGUGUGACGUUUUAAUGCCCCUUCUCAAAUCCAAAGGAAGGACCGAGAUGCUUACCAGGUAGCGCUGGUCGGCGGAGUUGUAUCUGGUUUAUGGUAGUAGGAGACAGCCGACGGGGCAGCGAGCCCCUGGCCACGGGGGUUGCCAGCCGGGGGGUUUCCUCAGGUCCUUGAUGCUGACGGGUGUCGCUCACGCUGCUCCAGCGGCAAAGACCGUCCCGGGCCGGUCCCCUCCCGGCGUGGGUGCCGUGGGGGACUGGAAGCGGGACCGGGGCUUCUCCCCUGCGGGGAGGCUCGGCCCGCGGGUUCGUUUGAGCCCCGGGAUCGCGGGGGGCGGCAGGAGGGCGAGGAGCCCCGGCCCUUCCCCGGGCCUCCCCCCAGUUCCCUGGAGGCGGUCGGGCUCCAGCGUGGCGGCGGGAGGCAGAACCCACCACGGCUUGCGGCAGCCGAAGGCUUGGGAGAUGAGAAGCGGGCCGGGCUCUUCUCCCCGCGAGGGAUUCCCGCGGCCGGGCGCUGGCAGCCACGGGGGCCGGUGUGGCUGUGCGGGGGCCGAGCCCCGCGGGAAUCCCUGGCAGGAGGAGGGUGCUGAGCGCCGGGCGCUCCAGCCCCCACCCCAGCGGGCGGGUGGGGGCGAGAGGGCGGCAGGAGCACCGGGCUGGCGGCUGGUCGGGUUUGAACGCUAUACAUUUGAUAGAACCGAAGAUCGAUUUUAAGAGCUUACAGUAAUAUAUUUUAAGUAAUAUAUAUUUUAGUAUCUGUAAAAAAAAAAAAAAAAAAUCGACAAAGGAUGAUUUAUGGACUAGAUAAACAGGGUAUUGGGAGUAUGCAGUUUCACAGCGAGGCCAAGAAUAGUUUUACUAGCAGGAGAACUGAAAAGAUUCAGUUUUUUCCAUUAAUGCAAUAAAAAUGGGAAUUCUUAAAAAGAAGAAAUCCGAUACUGUUUACCAUACGCUUUUCUUGUUUUGACAACAGGCCUGUAAACACAGUUUAGAAGAUACUAAACCUUUGUUUGUCUUUUGCCUUUUUAAAAGGGACUUAAAUUGGAAUAGAGGGUAUGUACAGAAAAAUCAAGUUGACACCAUUUUAAAAUGUAUUUUUACACAAAUAAUAUAGAAAAAUCAUAUUUUACAUAAGAAUUUUAAGUAUUUGAAAUAUGUGUAUAUAUAUAUACUGUAUGUACUUCAUAUAUUCUUUAUUUUACAUUUUCAAUGUAUUAAAAAAUAUUUGAGCUGGUUGGAUUUGAGCAUGUAAUAAUGUUUAAAAAAAAAAAAAAAACAAACAAGGAAAAGAAGGAAAGAGGGAGAGAGGAUGCAAGUACUGCACCGCUGCAGGAGCUGCUGUAGCAACUCCAGGGUAGCAGGGGAGCCAGAAGUUGAGGAGCAAAUGAGUUUUGGAAGAGUUUAGCAGUUUUAGAUAUUUUCCAAACCAUUUUCAGUCCUGCGUCCUGUUUGUGUUUCCGUUAAUAUUCGUUCCUUUUGCCUCGUAACCACCCAGAAUAAUCUAUGGUGAGAAGACAAGAAGUUGAGGUGGAUCUUUUAUACAAGCAAUGCUGCCUUUAUAGCCAAAGAGACAGACUGGUACGGAAGCUACGCAACCAAAACAAAAUCAGAAGCUACUCCGCUUUGCUGUGCCACUGAAAUUGUAAUAGAUAGCCGGUUUUCUUGUGUGAGAAUCUUACGGCACUGUUGGGGAGUUCAAGCGAUAUACCAAAAGUCCAGUGCUUUCAAGGAAACACUAUCAAAGCAAAUUUGGUGGCGUUUUUACUCUGUAGGAAUUUUGGUGAAAAUCUCCCUGUAGAGGAGGAUAGCUCUUUGCAGCUAGGAGAGAAGGAGUGCAUUCGCAUCGGGGGCGGGAUCCUAGAGAUGCUCCUCGAUGGACCCACACUGCAAAGAGCAGGCGCAGAGCGGGCCGGGCAGCGAGGGGGUGCAGAGGGGGGCGCGGCGCUGCCGGGGCUACGCCGGCACCCCCGGUACUACUCCCUGGAGGUAGGUAGGAGAGUAAACAGCAAGUCCUGCUCGUUCCACAUGCUCCUGUUUCCGAGGGACUAGGAGAUCCCCAGCCCCUGUAAUUGCUGGCCCCAGUCCUACAGAGCGAGCGGAUGCACGUCUCUGCGGAGAGCGAGGUGGAAGAGGCUCCAGAGCGUCGGAGGCGCAGUGCCCCUGCCUCGGCCCCUCUUCCACAAUGCCCGUGUUGGCUUAGGUGACUCUCAAGUGACAUUGACACUAUUCCACUUACUCCAGCAAGCAACUGCAGGAGCCCUGUACAUCACUUGGAGAAGUUGACAGCAAUUCUCUGUUGCUGGGACUUACAGGGAAGGAAACUGAAGGUGGGAAAAGAGGAAGCAUUAAGAAGUCAAGUUUUAAAAGUACCAAUCUGAAACCUGAAAAGGCAGGCAACUGAUAUUUUUCUGCUGAUAAAAUUAUUAUUGGAAUCUCUUGAAAAAAUAAAAGAUGGCACCCAAUACUCUGUCAAAACCUGCUACUGAGACGUUGAGGGGGGCUUUCACUCUAUAAGCAGUUGCACUAUGAGAAAGUCCCGCUGUUUGGGCGGGUGUAGAGAAGUAGGGGCUAUAUGUGGGGGGCUGUGCAGGUGUGUGUGCACGGAUACAUACGUACCCACAGCUGGAUUUUAGCUAAGUGUACAUAGUAAGACCAGCUUCAUCUCAGUCUUCUGGUGAUAUUACACCUUGCAAAGUUACCACAGACCCGAGACGGAAUUACAGCUUUUCUAUUUGUUUUCAUAUUUAAGAUAUAUGGGUUAGACAAAAAUAUAUAAUAGCAAUGUGUUUUGAUCUGCUGCACUUUUUAAAAAAACAUUCCUUAGACCCCUGGUACUGCUGCAUCUCCCAUUCCUUCCUCUCCCAACCUAAAACAUAAAACCAACUGGCCUCCUGUACCUUUCAGUUAAGACCUCUCAGAUGCUGCAUUAGAGAUUUUCGAUUGGCAGAGCUGGGCCAGGAGCUGACGGCUGGCAGGCCGGGCCCCCGGGGUCCUGCCACCGGGAACGGGAACCAACGGGCAGCGCAGGCGCGGCGAGGACCCGAGGCACCUACCGCAGCUCCCUGCGGGACCGCUUCCCGAGGGCACGGAUUGACCUGUGCCUCUGGGGAUGCCCCGAGCCCACCGGUACCAGAGACAGGACAGGCAUCACCCUCAGCCUCAGGGACAGAGGUUUCAGUUGCAAUUUUUUUACCUGGUGCGGAGGUGCACCAAGGAGGCACCCACAAACAGCCGCCUUGGCUGGAUUCACAGCGCCUCCCGUUGCUGUAAAUCUCCCCCGUGCGAUUAUAAGCCCACACCCUAUCAGUCCGUCUGCAAAGUCAAAUUUAAAUAAGAAACGUGGUGAGGUUUGUAUGGAAAAAAAAAAAAAAGCAAUUGUUGUUCAGUAAGGUAACUUCUAGACCUUUAAAAACAGCACGGGCCAGUUCCAGCAAAGGAGCAAUACGUCAGGGACAAACACGGCCCAUCGUGCUGCAGCUAUGCAUUUGGCAAAGGUUGUCUUGUCAAGUUUUUCACUCAUUUUGCUGUAUAAGAUUCCACCUUAGCUUCUCACCAGCAUUAAGAGGGAUCUGAGGAGUGCUAAAAACAGCCUAUUUCUAACCUGUCACUUGAAGAUCUGUGUGCCCUUAGGAGAUGAUAGCACUUUGACAAGCAAAAGCCUGCCCUGUGGCUUAUGUCUUAUUGCGGAUUCUGUUCCUCUUCCUCUCACUUGUUUUUGUCAUGUAAAACUACCUGCUUUAUAAAUGAAUGUAAAAUACAGUAGUUCUUCAGCACAUGGACAAACGUGUAUUUUAUCUUAAUGUUUCAUUUUAUGUUAAAUAAAAAGCAUAUGAUUUUA
This is a messenger RNA of Tyto alba (common barn owl), 12201 nucleotides long. It is a transcript of the gene ASXL2, whose product is annotated as ASXL transcriptional regulator 2. Gene Ontology annotation, cellular component: PR-DUB complex. The record is from RefSeq and is a predicted model, not a curated record. Gene Ontology annotation, biological process: animal organ morphogenesis; positive regulation of transcription by RNA polymerase II. Bases 198 to 4493 code for a protein of 1431 amino acids. Lineage: Eukaryota; Metazoa; Chordata; Aves; Strigiformes; Tytonidae. Gene Ontology annotation, molecular function: chromatin binding; DNA binding; peroxisome proliferator activated receptor binding. The transcript has 13 exons.